This is a messenger RNA of Colletotrichum lupini, 369 nucleotides long. RefSeq lists its product as uncharacterized. The transcript has 2 exons. Lineage: Eukaryota; Fungi; Ascomycota; Sordariomycetes; Glomerellales; Glomerellaceae. The record is from RefSeq and is a predicted model, not a curated record. The coding region runs from base 1 to 369 and encodes 122 amino acids.
AUGACCAGUGACAGGGACCAGGACUGGAACUGGGCGGGUGACAUGGGUGGUAUUGGACGGGUCGAGCGUGAGGAGCACGGCGUGGACGGUGGCAGACAGGCAGGCACUGGCCAGCAGCGUCAGUCGGUCCUGCCACAAGACGGGAGACGGGCACAACGGGCAAGAGAGAGAGAGAGAGAGAAAGAAAGAACCUCCAGCGCCUUCCCAGUGCCUCCUUGGGACUGGACCGGGCGGGGCGGGACCGGACUGGACAGGCGUGGGAUCGUGGUUGUGGAUGCAUCGAAUAGCAAGGAGGGUGUGGGUCUGCGCAAGAGCAGGGGUGGGGGCGGUGCAAUCGCUGGGACUGGGACGGGCCCGAAAGGGUUCUAG